Molecule: messenger RNA, 1386 nt
Organism: Didymosphaeria variabile
Lineage: Eukaryota; Fungi; Ascomycota; Dothideomycetes; Pleosporales; Didymosphaeriaceae
Exons: 2
Coding region: 1-1386 (461 amino acids)
Cellular component (GO): fungal-type cell wall
Molecular function (GO): acid phosphatase activity
Source: RefSeq, a predicted model, not a curated record
AUGUCCUUGCGUGCGCUCCUGUUGGCAUCCGCAGCUUCGGCUGUGGCCCUGCCAGCCUUUUCUGCUGGCCAACAAGCCCAAAUCCCACUACAGCCACUGGAUCAUUCGCAGGGCUACCAGUUCGACCCAUUGCUGCAUCUUCCCGGCAUCUCGCCAUAUUUUGAUGCUGUGGGCUUUGGUCUCGAGCACAAGGCUCCGGAAGGUUGCAAUGUCAGCGCCGCCUCGUAUUUGGUGAGACAUGGAGCGAUAUACGCCAACGAUAAGGAGUACGAGGAGUACAUCAAGCCGUUCUUAUGGAAGCUUGAGAAGCAUCGCGAUGGCUGGUCCGGUCCCCUCUCGUUCAUGUCGAAAUGGCAGUCGCCUAUCGAAGAAGACAAACUGGAGGAAUUGACCCCUUCGGGUGCAGUCGAUGCGGCCAAGGUCGGCAAACACCUGCUCGAAAGAUACGAGGAUCUGGUACCCAACACCAAGCGCAUCCUCGCUGACAAGAAGUCUCGAACAUACGAUACUGCUAAGAACCUUAUCAAGGCCUGGGCGCACAACGACACCAUUGAUAUUGUUCGAGUCACGAAGAACAAGGAUGGGGCAAUGGAGUCACUGAUCCCACACAAAUCCUGCGAUGCGUUCUCGAAAGAGCCUGGCGCCGAGGAACAGGAGACAUUCAUCAACAUUUACGGCCCAAGCGUUGCGACCCGACUUGCUCCAUACGUACCGUUCAAGUUGACGCCGAAGGAUGUCGUUGGCCUCCAGCAACUCUGCGGCUACGAAAGUGCUAUCAAUGGAAAGCGUUCCGACAUCUGUGGUGUCUUCACUGACGCCGAAUGGAUGGCAUACGAGUAUGCCUGGGACCUGAAGUAUGCAUACAUGGUCGGACCAAUGAAUCCUCUUUCUCCCUACCUUGGAUUUCCUUGGUUGCAUGCGCAAUCCAAGAUCUUCCAGUCGAUUGAUGAGCGCGGCACGCCUGGUGAGGGUUGGCCGGACGAGCAGCGAUUCUUCCUCUCGUUCACACAUCGCGAGGUCCCUCCUUUCGUCGCGACGGCGCUGGGGUUGUUCAACUCUUCGUCCAAGGCCGUGGAACAAUUCCCUGCGGAUCACAUCAAUUGGACACGAGCGUGGCGAAUGGCCGACUUGAUUCCUUUCCUCGGCCACGUAGGCAUGGAGAAGAUGACCUGCGAGCGCGGUGCUGUCUCCGGCGAAGGACCCGGCGAGUUCAUCCGCUUCAUCGCAAACACGGCACCACGACCGAUUCCUGACUGUCAGAGUGGACCCGGCGCGAGUUGUCCGCUCGCUGACUUUGAGGAUCUCAUCGGGAAGGGAGCGGAGAGGCAUAAAGAUUUCCACAAGGUGUGCGAUAAGAAGGAUAAGAAGAAGGGCAAGCACGAGUAG